Messenger RNA from Capsicum annuum, 2083 nucleotides. Its product is annotated as LEC14B protein. Bases 258 to 1727 code for a protein of 489 amino acids. The record is from RefSeq and is a predicted model, not a curated record. Gene Ontology annotation, molecular function: protein binding. Gene Ontology annotation, cellular component: Cul4-RING E3 ubiquitin ligase complex. The transcript is spliced from 10 exons. Gene Ontology annotation, biological process: proteasome-mediated ubiquitin-dependent protein catabolic process. NCBI's taxonomy places the organism in Eukaryota, Viridiplantae, Streptophyta, Magnoliopsida, Solanales, Solanaceae.
GGAAACUAGUAGCAAAGUUUAAGGACCAUUUUUGUCAUUUUCUUUUUAUCUUUGUUAGGUGUUUGACAUGUCCACCAAGCCAAAAAAAAAAAAAGAAAAAGAUAAAAGAGUAAUCAAGAAGUGAAAUUUUUUGUAAAUUCCAAAGAAAGUCCAAGAUUUAUCUAUCAGGGUUUGACAUGGUAGGAACGUGAUUAUGGACGAUACGAUACUUCAAAGCGUCUCUCGGACAAUCAUCGUGCACCGUCUUACAUGUGAAAAUGUAUUUUAGUUUCUUUCGAUCAGAGUCUGUAGAAGAUAUGGGAUAUUCUCUGAGUAAGUUAGAAGUAGAGACCGGACUCCUCGAUGGUUCAAGUUCCAAUCACGGGGUUGCUGGCAAUGUUCGUCGUGACAGACCGUCAAAUUAUUUGGACCAUGAAAUUUCUCAGCUUACUAAACUUAGAUCAGGACCCCAUGAAAGUAUCAGUAGAAUCGUAGCAGGUAAAACGGAAGUUCCUGUAUCCACAUUCAAGAUGCUAGCUGCUCGAGAAGCCAAUAUUUCCGGUAGAGGAAGGUUCUCGAAGGCAGAUUGUUGUCACGUUCUAAGUAAAUAUUUACCAGUAAAUGGUCCUUGGAUUGUCGACCAGAUGGCAACAAGGGCUUAUGUGUCGCAAUUUUCAGCAGAUGGUUCCCUUUUUAUUGCUGCAUUUCAGGGAAGCCAUAUUAGAGUAUACAACGUGGAACGAGGGUGGAAAGUUCACAAGAAUAUUUUUGCAAAAAGUUUGAGAUGGACAGUUACCGAUACAUCUCUUUCUCCGGAUCAACGACAUCUAGUGUAUGCUACCAUGUCGCCUAUUGUACAUAUUGUAGAUGUAGGAUCGGCUGCCACUGAAUCUUUUGCCAACAUCACAGAAAUUCAUGAUGGUUUGCUUUUGUCUACAGACGAUGAUGAUUCUUUUGGAAUCUUCUCUGUGAAAUUUUCUACUGAAGGUCGGGAAGUUGUUGCCGGAAGUAGCGAUGAUGCAAUCUAUGUUUAUGAUCUUGAAGCAAACAAGCUCUCCCUUCGAAUAUCUGCUCACGAUUCUGAUGUCAAUUCUGUAUGUUUUGCUGAUGAAAGUGGUCAUCUCAUUUAUUCUGGAAGUGACGACAAUCUGUGUAAGGUAUGGGAUAGACGUUGCUUUAGGGCCAAAGAAAAGCCAGCAGGAGUCCUGAUGGGACAUCUAGAAGGCAUUACUUUCCUUGAUAGUCGAGGGGAUGGUCGUUAUUUCAUUUCUAAUAGUAAAGAUCAGUCCAUCAAGCUCUGGGAUAUCCGCAAAAUGUCUCCUCAUCCUGCUCGCAAUAUAUGGUUCAGGAAUUAUGAGUGGGACUAUAGGUGGAUGGACUACCCGCCUCAAGCUAGCAACGUGAAGCACCCUUACGAUCAAUCGAUAGCCACUUAUAAGGGUCAUUCUGUCUUACGUACUCUAAUUCGCUGCUACUUCUCCCCAGAAUAUAGCACUGGGCAGAGAUACAUUUACACUGGAUCCCAUGACGGUUGCGUUUACAUCUAUGAUUUGGUAAGCGGAGCGCAAGUGACAAAACUGGAGCACCACCGAUCGACCGUUCGAGAUUGUAGCUGGCACCCUAAUUAUCCAAUGCUUGUUAGCUCUUCUUGGGAUGGUGAUGUUGUCAAAUGGGAAUUCCCUGGAAAUGGAGAAGCACCACUUCCUCCAAAAAGGAAACAGCAGAUCAGAAGAAGACAUUUCUUUUAGACAGUAUGUAUAGCGGCUGCACGAGCGCGACUUUUAGGUGAUAAUGCGAUCAACGUUUUGAUUUACGUGUAUCCCCGGACCCCACUUCGUGGGAAUAUACUGAGGUUGUUGUUGUUGUCGUUGUUGUUGUAUUGUACAUAAAUAAAGGCAAAGAUGUACUUUGUAUUCAUGAUUUUACAUCAGUAUGUAUAGCGACUGUGCGAGCGCGAAUUUUAGCUGAUAACGCGAUCAACGUUUUGAUUUACGUGUAUCCUCGGACCCCACUUCGUGGGAAUAUACUGAGGUGGUUGUUGUUUUCGUCGUUGUUGUAUUGUACAUAAAUAAAGGCAAAGAUGAACUUUGUAUUCAUGGUUUUA